UGCUGUAGCCGCCGCCGUCGCUCUUUCGGUUCUUAAGUUUUCGGAUCUUUUGACGACGAAAUAAAACGAGAUAUCGGGAAAACCAUCAAUUUAUGCGUGCCCCUCAGUCAUAAUUUUUCGUUUCGCAGAAUCAUUUUACGUACCAGAAUUAAUCAGUGCCAUACGCAAAUAGUUAAAGCCAUUAAUUCUGUGAGUGUGUGUAUCAAAUUAAGCCCAACGCGUUGCGGUCAUUAAUCAACAUUUAGCACAUGGUAAAAACUGAUUAGCUACAUUGCAAUAAAACAACCUAAAAACAAAACGAAAUCACAUCUCAGAGAAACUUCCACUCGCCCUAAGCCUGGUCUUUCGCCUAGGACACGCCUGACUGCCGCCUGCCAGUUUCCCAGGAUGCCAGAUUGCAAGUGGAGUGGCUCUGGCGUAAGUCGAAAUUGAUGAGCCCCCAUAAGGGGCGUUAUGAAAACAUUAUUUGCGAGCGAAAGCUUCGAUUGAGAAUACAUAAGCAGAAGUCUGAAAUUUCCAAAGAAAUUCGAAAAUAAUUGUGCGUAUAUACACACUCGACACACACAAAGACACACACCCCAUGGCAGUCAAAAUGCUGCCCACUAACAGUUCCGGUGUCCUGGCAACCGAUCUGCAACUGUUUCACAAUGAGAAAUUCCUCUUAAAUCUGACACAAGUGCUGAACAUCUCCGCGGACAACCUGACCAGCCUUCUCCAGGGUCUGGAGCCGGAGGAGCUGCUGCCCACGGUGACCCCGAUGACCCCACUUUCACUGCUGGCCACGUUAAGCGUGGGCUACGCCCUCAUAUUUAUCGCCGGCGUUUUGGGCAACCUCAUCACCUGCAUCGUCAUUUCGCGGAACAACUUUAUGCACACGGCCACCAAUUUUUAUCUGUUUAACCUGGCUAUAUCCGACAUGAUUUUGUUAUGCUCAGGAAUGCCGCAGGACCUCUAUAACCUCUGGCACCCGGAUAAUUAUCCUUUCAGUGACAGCAUCUGCAUAUUGGAAAGCGUUCUCUCGGAAACGGCGGCCAAUGCGACAGUUCUGACCAUUACCGCCUUCACAGUCGAGCGAUAUAUUGCCAUUUGUCAUCCGUUCAGGCAGCACACGAUGUCCAAGUUGUCCCGGGCCGUAAAGUUCAUAUUUGCCAUCUGGAUAGCUGCCCUUUUGCUGGCGCUGCCCCAAGCCAUUCAGUUCUCCGUGGUGAUGCAGGGCAUGGGAACAUCGUGCACGAUGAAAAACGACUUUUUCGCCCAUGUGUUUGCUGUGUCGGGCUUCCUGUUCUUCGGCGGACCCAUGACGGCCAUCUGCGUGCUCUAUGUCCUCAUCGGGGUGAAGUUGAAGCGGAGCCGACUACUGCAGGCGCUUCCCAGGCGAUGUUACGAUGUAAACCGGGGGAUAAGCGCCCAGACGCGAGUCAUCCGGAUGCUGGUGGCGGUCGCUGUGGCCUUCUUCAUCUGCUGGGCCCCCUUUCACGCCCAGCGGCUGAUGGCAGUCUAUGGAUCCACCUCGGGCAUCGAGUCCCAGUGGUUCAACGACGUGUUCAGCAUCCUCGACUAUACGUCCGGUGUUCUCUACUUCCUCUCAACGUGCAUCAACCCGCUGCUCUACAACAUCAUGAGCCACAAGUUUCGUGAGGCUUUCAAGGUAACUUUGGCUAGACACUUUGGACUGGGUGGCAAAAAUCAGGGAAGGGGGCUUCCUCAUACCUACAGCGCUCUGCGGCGUAAUCAAACUGGCUCAUUGCGGCUGCACACAACGGACAGCGUUCGCACCACAAUGACUUCCAUGGCGACGACCACCACAGGGCUAAAUGGCUCUGCCAAUGGGAGUGGCAAUGGAACGACAACGGGUCAGUCGGUGCGCCUAAACCGCGUGUCCUUGGAUAAUCUCCAGAUGCAGGGUCAGAAUCGCAGCCGGCCAGAGCUCUUCGAUAAUCCGCGUCGAAUGCUCCAGACGCAAAUAUCGCAGCUGUCAUCGGUGGGCGAUGCCCAUUCGCUCCUUGAGGAGGAUUUGCAGUUUCCCGGGGAGCCACUGCAGCGCCAGCCCACGAUGUGCUCCAUUGACGAGCUCACAGAUGACUUGGCCAUCUCGCGGUCACGCCUCAAACUUACGCGCAUCACCCGCCCAUCAGGAGCUGUCAAGGGAGGCGUGGCAGGAGGCAGCACUACGGGGGGCUCGGGGGGCGUGAGUGGUGACGAGUUGAGUGGCAAAGUGCGCAAGGCAAAAGUGAAAGUGCUCAAGAGCUCUAGCGCGUUCAAGGGUCUCAGGGCCAAAUUCAAUUGGCGUGCCAGACGCAAAGGCAGCCACAAACCGCACGAAAAUUGGGCGACGGUGAAUGGAGGCGACACUGAAGAGCGGGCCGCCUUUUAAAGGGGGUAACACGGGGGUCAGCAUAUCCUCCAUCUGUACUCGAUAAGCGAAGGAGUCCAUUCCAGUGCCACCUACGUACAUUACACACACACAACUGUGAUACGAGCAGCAAGCGCCACUCCAGCUUGUUUGUGUUUUAAUUUAGACAAAUAUUCCACGUUGGGGUCAAUUAUAUGGUUGUCCUUACCAAUAACCGUAAUAUAGCCCAAAGCUAUAGUUUGAAUUAUAGUUAUAGUGCACGUAAUCGAAUAAAAUAUGUAGUUCAUAA
Molecule: messenger RNA, 2642 nt
Organism: Drosophila sechellia
Lineage: Eukaryota; Metazoa; Arthropoda; Insecta; Diptera; Drosophilidae
Gene: PK2-R2
Product: Pyrokinin 2 receptor 2
Exons: 9
Coding region: 581-2374 (597 amino acids)
Biological process (GO): neuropeptide signaling pathway
Cellular component (GO): plasma membrane
Molecular function (GO): neuropeptide receptor activity
Source: RefSeq, a predicted model, not a curated record